Lactuca virosa is the source of this 1215-nucleotide messenger RNA. NCBI's taxonomy places the organism in Eukaryota, Viridiplantae, Streptophyta, Magnoliopsida, Asterales, Asteraceae. The record is from the annotation of a GenBank genome assembly.
AUGUCUUCCAACAAUGGUGCUUCUGACUCAAACCCUACCGACUCCUUCUCUCUCAUGAACCUUUGUGGGAGAGUCAUCUUUGAUGGUUCAAACUUUAAUGAUUGGAUCAGGAACAUCAGGAUGGUCACGCGUUACGAGGACAAGGAAUAUGUCCUCGACAAGGAGCUGAAAGAAAUUGAUGAGGCUACUGCUACUCCACGGGAGAUCGCUGACUUUAGGGCACAUGAGAGAGAUGCCACCAAGGUGGCAUGUAUCAUGUUGGCCACAAUGACAGUUGAACUCCAGAAGUCCUAUGAGGACUUUUACCCUUUUGAGAUGCACAUGGACCUGAUGGACCGCUACCAUCAGAGUGCUCGUCAAGAGAGGUAUGAAAUCAUCUCUUCCAUGAUAACAACCCGAAUGAAGGAUGGUGAAUCCAUCACGGGCCACAUGCAUAAAAUGCAAAGGUUUGUGGACCGUUUGUUGAAGUUGAAUGUGAACUUCCCUGAGGAGUUGGCUAUUGAUAUCAUACUGCACUCCUUACCUACUUGUUAUGAUCAAUUCCGUAUGACCUAUCACAUGAACAAGGAGGAGGUCACACUCAGCAAGCUUCAAGGACUUUUGAAGACCGUCGAAAGUGGUCUCAAAGGUAAAUCGGUUGUUACUACUCCUACUCCUAACAUCGCCCUUGUUCUGGCAAUCGGGAAAAGUAGAGGGAAGAAGAGGAAGACCCCUUUGAAGGGUACCAAGGGAAAGUCUCUUGAUGGCUCUUCUUUUAGUGGAACCAAAGGUGGUUCUGUCACUCCUUCUUCAAACCCAAAGGAAGUUGAAUACUUCUAUUGUCAUGAUAAGGGGCACUGGAAACGAAACUGCCCCAAGUACCUGCAAGAUGUUAAGGAUGGGAAGGUCAAACCUACCCAUGCAUGGCCUAAGAAGAAUGAGGAUGUGGAGCACGGAAGGAUAAACUUGAUCAUGGGGAAUAGGAAAGCUUCACCUGUCACCAAGAUUGGAGUUUAUUCUUUGUUGCUAAGUAGUGGGUUAGUGUUAAAUUUGAAUAAGUGUUAUUACUCGUCUGAAAUGGCGAGAAAUAUUAUUUCUUUUCACGACAACUUAGGAAAUAAUGUGUUGCAUAUCGAUUCUUCCACUAGUUUGGAUAAGGCAUCAUUGUGGCACUAUCGUCUUGGACAUGUCAACAAGAAGCGCAUAGGCCAACUCCAAAAGGCUGGAGUCAUUUGA